AUGUCACAAGCAGGCGCAAAAGAGGUUCCCGGCGAACCUAUGACACUGGAAAACAAAGCGCUCACAACCGGAGCAUCGAUGAUUCAAAACUUCAAGCCUGUCAACCAAAUAUGCGCCCAUUUACAUGCAUAUCAUGUGUAUGCAGACGAUCCCACCCGAUGCGUGGAGGCCAAUCACUAUUGUAGCCACGUAAAUGCAGACUUCAGGCAGUGUCUCAUCUAUGACUCCCCUGAAAAGAAUGCCCGCCUCAUUGGAGUGGAGUACAUGAUCACGCCAAAAAUAUACGAAUCGCUUCCCAAGGAAGAGCGCGAAUUAUGGCAUUCCCAUGAAUUCGAAGUCAAGAGCGGAAUGCUCGUUAUGUCGGCUCCAAAGGGUACACCCGCAGCCGUCUGGGACAAAGCCGAACUCGCAGAAAUGGAAAACGUGGUGCCUCUUUAUGGCAAAACAUAUCACAUGUGGCAAGUAGACCGAGGUGACGCGGUGCCCAUGGGUGCGCCUCAACUUAUGGGUAGUUUCACGUCUGAGGAAGCGGUGAAGAAGGCGUGCCCAGGUGGUAUUCAGCAGCUGGCGGACAGUACGAAAGAUAGAUUUGGCAUUGAUAUUUACAAGAAGCGGGAGGAGAGAAAAGGAGUGAGGCCAGGGUGGAAGAUCCAUCCUGAUGCCGACGCAUUUUGGAAGAAGUAA
Messenger RNA from Coccidioides immitis RS, 684 nucleotides. RefSeq lists its product as uncharacterized. The transcript has 3 exons. Bases 1 to 684 code for a protein of 227 amino acids. Lineage: Eukaryota; Fungi; Ascomycota; Eurotiomycetes; Onygenales; Onygenaceae. The record is from RefSeq and is a predicted model, not a curated record.